GCCAAAACCGGAAGCUUUUCUGCGGGGCGGCACACAGGAGGGAAGCUGCACAGACCACUACCGCUCACCGCGGGCAGAUCUCAUAUUUUGGAUUCUGACUACUUUAUAAUGAAUGACACUUUGACAUUAGAUGUCAUUGGUCGAAGAGUUGAAGUUAAUGGAGAACAUGCAACAGUGCGUUUUUCUGGUGUUGUCCCUCCUGUGACAGGACUGUGGUUAGGAGUAGAAUGGGACAAUCCCGCAAGAGGAAGGCAUGAUGGAAGCCACGAAGGGACAGUGUAUUUUAAAUGCAGGCACCCAACAGGAGGAUCCUUUAUUCGUCCCAACAAAGUAAAUUUUGGAGUAGACUUUCUUACUGCAAUUAAGAAACGCUAUGUUUUAGGAGAUGGACCAGAAGAUGAAAAAGAGCAAAUUGUUACAAUUGGAAAUAAGCCUGUGGAAACUAUUGGUUUUGACUCUAUUAUAAGACAGCAAAGUCAGCUGAGCAAUUUGCAAGAAAUUUCUUUGAGGAACUGUACAGUAAACUGUGCUGGUGACAAAGGAGGAAUUGCCAAAACAUGCCCUAAUAUUAGAAAGGCAGAUUUGUCAAAAAACCUGCUGUCAUCAUGGGAUGAAGUCAUAGCUAUUGCUGAUCAACUCAAAUACCUGGAAGUUCUUAAUCUCAGUGAAAAUCUACUGAAAUUUCCAACUGGUUCAUCGUCUCUAACCAGAGCAUUUUCUACUCUGAAGGUUUUAGUCCUUAACCGAACAGGAAUAACAUGGGCUGAGGUGCUGCAGUGUGCCUCCGGGUGGCCCGUCCUCGAGGAGCUGUACCUUGAGUCAAACAAUAUUUCCAUUUCAGAAAGGCCAGCUGAUGUUCUACAGACAGUCAAGUUAUUAGAUGUUUCCUGUAAUCGAUUAAUUGAUGAAAAUCAGCUCUUCCUAAUAGCAUAUCUUCCCAGAUUAGAACAACUAAUCCUUUCUGACACUGGAAUUUCUUCUGUACAUUUUCCGGAUGCUGGAAUUGGGUGCAAAACAUCGAUGUUUCCUUCCUUGCAGUACCUUGUAGUAAAUGACAAUCAGAUAUCACAAUGGUCAUUUAUCAAUGAGCUAGAUAAGUUACAGAGUCUGCACACUCUGUCCUGCAUAAGAAACCCUCUGACUGAAGGAGGCAAAGAGGCGCAGACCACACGUCAGUUCAUUAUUGCCAGAAUUGGGCAGCUGAAAACCCUGAACAAAUGUGAGAUUCUACCAGAGGAAAGGCGUGGAGCUGAGCUUGAUUACCGAAAAUCAUUUGGAAAAGAGUGGAAAAGAGCUGGUGGGCAUCAGAGUCCAGACAAAAACAGACCAAGUGAAGACUUCCUUGCAGCCCAUCCUAGAUACCAGCUGCUCUGCCUCAAGUAUGGUGCACCUGAAGAUGGGGAACUCAAAACACAACAACCAUUUUUGCUCAAAAACCAGCUACUAACACUGAAGAUAAAAUACCCUAAUCAACUUGAUCAGAAAAUCAUAGAGAAACAACUACCAGACUCCAUGACAAUUCACAAGGUGAAAGGAUUGCUGUCCCGUCUUCUCAAAGUUCCUGUGUCAGAACUUCUGUUGUCCUAUGAAAGUCCCAAAGUGAAAGUGCCAGCCUAGAACUAUCCUGAAAGACCGUAUAAUCUAUUACCAAAUCUUGGGCUUCCAUCAGACUGACUCUCAGAUCAUCAGUCGCCUACCCUGAUCAUAACACACAAAUAAAAUCAUCCUCAUCUUGCUUCACACUGACAAGGAUCGCCACACGAUUCCUUCAGUCUCCACAGCUGUGUGAGCUCCUGUGGUGAGUACUGAGGGGAAGACAGCAUUCCUGGUUCGCAAGUCUUCUCACACAGCCACAGGCUGUCCUGUGGAGAAACAAGCAAAAACUGACCUGGAGCUGUGAAACUGUGUUUCAAGAAAGCAAGCAAGCAAGCACAUUGGCAGCUUAAAUAGUCCAAUGAAGCUGAAAUUAUUUCAAAAACAGCUCCAUGUGUGAGCCUACUUGUAAUCUGUGGGGCUUAGGGGAAACACCACACCAGUCACCCUGUGGCCAAGGAAUGAAGGAACAGUGCAGUGUGCACAGUAAGAAUUAGCAAAGGGAGUUUCUCUGAAGUGAAAGCUUGGAAACUACAGUGAAGCUUUCAUUUCCUAUUAAAGAAAAAAGGUGGCUGCCUAGCAAUAUAAGGAACAGCAGUUAUUUUGAUGAAAUGCUUACAAAAUUCAUGGGCAUGUAUCAAGGGCUUUAUAAAUAGUAUCUAAUUGAAUUUUCACAAUCCUGUGUGGCAGGAAUUAUUUCCCUUUUACAAAUGAGAAACCAAAACUUUAUUCAAGGUCACAGUGAAGUUCAUGUAAGGUUUAAAUUAAAACCUUAAGGGAUUAAAAUGGGAACUGUCAGACUCCUGGGCCUAACUGAGCCCAACUUCCUAUCUACCAGUCCACUUCCCACCUACAAGGGCUAGCUUCUUUUUCCAGCAAUGUAGCAGAACACAUCUAUUUAAUUAGAGAAUAUAAAAAAGCUGGAUACAACCAAAAACAUCUUUUUAAAGCAUGGAUGAACUGGUGGUGAAGGAGAAGCAGCUGGACCGUAGGUGGUGGAGUCUGUGUGUUCUGAGCUCUGCUGGGUUUCAAAAGGCCAUGCCCAGGGGACAGGGGAUGGACCAGCGACUCCCAGAGAGCCAGGACCCAGAGAGUGAAAGCCACGGAGUUAUUAAGAAAACAACUGUGUACAGAGGUGGCUUGUCUUUUUCAGCCUUGACCCUCAGCUCUGAGAACCACAGCCUGUCCUUAGGUAGGUAUGUGGCUGUAAUCACAUUCUUGGAGCCCCAAAAGUCCCAAGUCAGAAAAUAUGUAAAUCCUCUUUGUAGGAAUGCAUUUCAAAUGCAGAACUCAGUUUACCAAGGAAGCAUGAGGUCACAAUAAAAAACGAGUUCCUAAACACAUCAGGAAACAAGCACCGUAAGCGAUAGUCUGCAGAAACAGCAGACUACAGAAUCAAGCAAUUACCAGAUACAGACAAUAAAAUAAUUAUUUCAAUGUCAGAUAAACCAAAGACGGGACCAAAAGUAUGACAAAAGAAUAGGACUCUCAAAGCUGCCGAGUAGUUUGGGGUUACUCCUGUUCACUCCUGAGUGCAAGUGCCCUGCUUGGGCUCAGGCCCUCUGCAGGUCCCACUCUGGCAAACACCACAUGGUCUUUCUGUCCCCUGCACCAUCUACAGCUAAAGCAGAAGCUGCAAGGACCUAGAAUACAACAGAAAUGUUGAGGCAAAGGCCAGCUUUUGCACUUGCUUUCUUCCCAAGGCUUCUGUUGCCCAUCUGUGUUGUCUCUGCAGAUUCAUUUCUUAUAUUUCUUUCUAGCUCAGAAUUUCAAAAGAUAAUUGACAAUAUUUUAUCAAGUGUUUUAUUUGCAUCAAUCAGAAUGGUUCAAGGGUCCCUGGACCCACUUAAAGUCAGCUGAUUCUCUAAGCUUUAAAGCUGAAAAGAAUUUCUGAUCAAAUGUAUAAAAAUCUAAUUCUUCGUGGGUAGGAGAACCUUCAUUCAAAACAUUUCCUUUUGGUUUAAACUCUGAGAAAUAAUUGUAUGAGAACCAGGGUGAAUUAAUGCGAAUUAAAUCAAGAGCACAGCUAAGAUGCUAGAAGAUCUUCUGCGCCCAAGGUUUGAUAUAGAAAUCUCAGUUCCUCAACUCUUUAGAACCCCAAGGCCAGCCUCCCAGACUUGCUUACCUGGUACCUUUUAGGUCCUAUGGCUGCCAUCCAAAUGCCCAUGCUUACGUCUUCACCCUAUGCAUGCCCCAUAAAGUUUAAAUGCAGGUUAAAUUAUAUCACUGUAAAGACAAUGCCACAACCAUUACCAUAAUAAACAAUCUAUUCUUUA
This is a messenger RNA of Manis javanica (Malayan pangolin), 3869 nucleotides long. RefSeq names its product tubulin folding cofactor E (gene TBCE). The record is from RefSeq and is a predicted model, not a curated record. Gene Ontology annotation, molecular function: protein binding. NCBI's taxonomy places the organism in Eukaryota, Metazoa, Chordata, Mammalia, Pholidota, Manidae. Gene Ontology annotation, biological process: cytoskeleton organization.